Molecule: messenger RNA, 2283 nt
Organism: Thermothelomyces thermophilus ATCC 42464
Lineage: Eukaryota; Fungi; Ascomycota; Sordariomycetes; Sordariales; Chaetomiaceae
Exons: 4
Coding region: 1-2283 (760 amino acids)
Biological process (GO): actin filament polymerization
Cellular component (GO): cytoplasm; actin filament
Molecular function (GO): actin binding; microtubule binding
Source: RefSeq, a predicted model, not a curated record
AUGGGGCAAACGAAAGAGAAUGCCAAAACCGACGGCGGCGUUGGCUGCCCGUGUUACGUCAACGCGGCUGAGAUACAGCAGGCGAAGCAAAGCGAUGCCCACGAGUGCUUGGCCAACUGUAGGGCCCAGUUCCUACGAGGAGUGCUGAAUGGGUGGGAGGGGAGCAACGGGUGGGCUGAAGGGUGCGGAAGCCUCAACAGGGGCGUGGCGGCUCAAGAGUUCUGGUCGCUCUAUUGGUGCGACUCGACGUUCUGCGGAGUGGCCAUUGACCUGGAUGGGGGGCUCGGACAAGACCCUUCCGUCGAUCUCAUAAUCAACACCUGCCAGAACAUCGGAUUCUACUCCAUAUUCAAUCCCGGGCCACCGCCCCCGGGCUUCAAAUGCAGUACGGAAGCAGAUGAUAUGUCGAGCAUCUGCUCGGCCACCGUCAUGUCAGCGUCCCAGGCGACCCCGGGACGACAACCAGAUCCCGCGGUGCCGGCGACAUCUGCCAGCAUGACCAAGCUAACCACGACAACAACAACGGCCCAGCCAAGCUCGACGCUGGUGAUACAAGCUUCACACAGCGAAUCUGCGAGCUCGGUUGCGACGGCAAGCCCGGCGCCGUCCGCAGCAUCUACGACAUCCGGUACCAACAUUACCGGGCAGGGCAGGGCCGCGAUCGCGGUCUGCUCGGCUCUCGCCCUGAUGCUGCUCGUCUGCUUCGCGUUUGUCUGGCUACGACGGCGAAAACAGCGCAAAGAGUCCUUUGAUCGCGCCCUACGCUCCCGGCACGACCAUCUUCCGGGCGCCGGCCUAGCCGGCUCGCCGACCCCGCUGAUAUCUCCCGUCGGCUUGGCCGUCGGCACGCGCGGCGCCCUCACGCCGCCUCUCCGCCUCCGCGACCGGAAAUUCCUCCCUUCCAUUCUGCGCCCCGGCAGUCGCUCCCCCUCCCCUCCCCUAACACCGCUGACACCCGCAUACACACCCCAGCUAAGCGGCGGCGGCGGCGGCAGCGGCGGCAACGGCGGUGGUGGUAGUGCAGGGGUAGGCGCAGUCUCUCCCUCCUCGCCGAACUGCUCGCUAGCAACCAACAAGGUCAUCUCGCGCAGCGAACACAGAACAGGAGCAUCCACGCCACGAACCGACCCGGCGGACGAAUCAGCCUCGUUGCUCUUCACCAAGGCAAUUCCCGUGCCCGGCUCGACCAGCGGCGGCAACAACAGCAACCGUGGCAGCGGCCGGAGUGCAAGCAGCAGCAGCAGCAGCAGCAGCUACACGGCUGAUGGCGAUGGAUACGGACGUGGAUGUGGAUGGAGCGACGGCGGCGCACAGGCGAUGCGGCCGCCGAGGUCGAGGCUCGGGACCUCGACCGCCAUGCCUUCUCAACCCGGGACCGGGCAGGCGCCGACCGAGACGGAGACGGGGAGGGGCCGUCACCAACGAGAUGCGACGGCGAGCCCGCUCCCGCCCCCGCCCCCGCCGCCGUCUCGCCGUCUGCCCUUGUCACCGCCCUACCCGCCAACGCCGCGGUCGCCGUCGUCUCCCUGUCGGCCGCCACGGCCGCACGAGGGCAUGCUGGAGAUCCCCGGGCUGGUUACGCCUGCUGGUAGUGCUUCUGGUCAUGGUGAUGGUUGUGGUGGUGGUAGUAGUGGUGGUGGUUCUGGGGCGGGGGGGAAUGGCAAGGGAGAUGCUCCGGGAUUUGUCAAGGUGGUUGCGAGGAGGUUCGUGGGGGACGGGAGCGCCAGCACGCCUCCGCCGCCAUUGAGCCCCCCGCCCUCGAGGACGCUCCCCCAGACACCAAAGGGCGCGGGCAUGUCGCUGCCACCGCCGUCGCCGUCGUCGGAUGGCUGGACGAGCCCGCCUCCGAGGCUACUCGGGACGCCGAGUUCUGUUCCGCUGGCGGGCAACGGAACCGACAUGAACGCGGAGCGUUCCUACCAUGAUCACGGCAGGCCGCCUCCGUCGUAUCCUCCUGACCCGGGGCAAUUUCCACCCGGAGACGGCGCGGCCGGGCAGUCGCAGCGGCAGCCUGACUCGAGGGAAAGCUGGGGCAGUUGGAGCGGGACGGGGACGGUGGUGGGUAGCGGCAGCUGCCAUGGCGACAGCGUCUGCAGAAAUGCCGAUGCCGAUGCAGAUGCCGAUGUCACGGCGCGGGCCGGGACCGAGGUUGUCGUCAGUCGACGAACGAGUAAGAGCAGCAACGCGACGGCCACGGAGGAUACCAUGGUGUCUGCCGUGUCCAGAACGUCAAAUGUCGGGCAUGGUGCCAACACCGGUUGUGCAGAGAGUCAAGCGCGUUAG